Dracunculus medinensis (Guinea worm) is the source of this 582-nucleotide messenger RNA. The record is from the annotation of a GenBank genome assembly. NCBI's taxonomy places the organism in Eukaryota, Metazoa, Nematoda, Chromadorea, Rhabditida, Dracunculidae.
AUGCCCGAAGUUUCAAAAAUAGUGAAACCUGGAGGCGCACCAGUAACAGACAUUGAAAAACUUGUGUCAACGGCUUUGGCUGACCUUGAAUCAGCAUCGGAAAUAAAGGCUCAGUUAAAGGAACUUUACAUCGUUGGUGCAAAAGAAGUUGAAAUAGGUAGCAAAAAAAGCAUUAUCGUUUACGUACCGUUUCCACAAUUGAAGCAGUUUCAGAAAAUCCAACCCUGGCUUGUGCGUGAGUUAGAAAAAAAAUUCAGUGGAAAACAUGUCGUAAUAAUUGCAAGGCGCCGAAUAUUGCCGAAGCAAAAAAAAGGAAAAAAUCGAAGGCCGGAAAAACAAAAGCGUCCAAUGUCACGAACGCUAACAGCUGUACAUGAUGCCAUUCUUUCCGACAUUGUUUUUCCAGCCGAAGUUGUUGCACGCAGAAUUCGUCAUAAAUUGGACGGAAAAAGGAUUAUAAAAAUUCAUUUAGACAAAAGUAGUCAAACUAAUGUUGAACACAAGAUCGACACGUUCAGCUCAAUCUAUAAAUGUUUGACCGGAAAGGAAGUUGUUUUUGAAUUUCCGGAACCAUUGUUUUAA